Messenger RNA from Cyphellophora europaea CBS 101466, 1086 nucleotides. Its product is annotated as ribosomal protein S10. The transcript has a single exon. The record is from RefSeq and is a predicted model, not a curated record. Gene Ontology annotation, biological process: translation. Lineage: Eukaryota; Fungi; Ascomycota; Eurotiomycetes; Chaetothyriales; Cyphellophoraceae. Gene Ontology annotation, molecular function: structural constituent of ribosome. Bases 1 to 1086 code for a protein of 361 amino acids. Gene Ontology annotation, cellular component: mitochondrion; small ribosomal subunit; ribosome.
AUGUCUGCGCCGCAGGUGCUGAAGCUCGCCCUCGAGGCGUGCAGACCUGUACGACCGCGACAUCAAUUGCUGUCCUUGACAAGCUCCAAGUCUUCUCAACCGUCAACGACGAGGAUACGACCGUUGGUGCAAGGACGAUUUAUCACUACCGCACCCCGGCUACAUGAGGAAAAGCCAUCAGAGCGCGAUAUAACAACGGGGUUUCCUAUGCCCGAAGCAGAUCCGGACUCGGAAAAUGUGACUGCGGACGUCCAGAGUUCCUCGCUCGAUGCAGAAGCUACACCAUCAUCAGGAGUUGCCCCAAGCUCAAGAGCAGGAGAAGGCUUUGCCGCGCCCCCAAAAACAGCGCAGCCAGCCGUUUCACAGGGGGCCGGGCCAUCAUCGAUGCUCGAUAGCGUCUCCAAUCCUUCCUCAGAAACUGCCAAACCUGAGUCUGAGGAAGCGCCAGAACAACUAUUUCCACCCAAUGUUCUUGCCACACACCUAGCGCCCAUGCGCCAUCAGCCAAAGUACGGUGUUCCCGUUGCCUCGCUUCAACUCCGCUCCUACUCAAUUCGUAACCUCGAGUUCUUCGCCGACUUCUGCAUGCGCGCCGCCUUCUACCUCAAGAUGCCCGCCCGUGGCCCUGUCCCGCUGCCUCGCCGCACCGAGCGCUGGACCACGCUGCGCUCCAACUUUGUGCACAAGAAAUCACAAGAGAACUUCGAGCGGAUAACGUACAAGCGUCUGAUCACAGUCAUGGAUGGCGACAAGAGUGCCGUCGAGGCCUGGCUCGCAUACGUCCGCAAAUGGCAGUUUUACGGCGUCGGCAUGAAGGCGAACGUAUGGGAGUUUGAGGGCGUAGACGUGGCCAAGAACAUGGACAAGGAUUACAACGAGGAAAUCAGCAAGCACUUGGACGAAAAGCUGAACUUGUACGGCUGGAAGAAGAACAUCGGCCAGAAAGCCACCGUGCAAAACCUGCUACUGAACAGCCAGAGGAGUCGGAACGUUGUUGGUGCGCCCAUGGCAAACGUCAGAAACCCAAGCAUGAGCCGUGAGAUGAGGGGGAAAACCUUGGGUAUCGACGACUCAGCUAAGAGCUGA